AUGGAUUUCACCAGCUCGGGCGGGGGGUUUCCUUCCCGACGUUCUCACCCCAAUCUACACCAUAUUUCGCUGGCUCCACUUACACCUCGGUUCCCCAUUGACGAUGAAGUAGAAUCUGAAGAUUACUUCAACAGUGCUUAUGGAAGUCGCGAUCAUGAAGCCGACCAUCCCUUCAGUACCGAGUCCAAAAUCCAGCCUCGUACAUCUUAUCUUUCCAGUGUCUCAGUACCCAGCACACCACCAAUUCUCUCGCACUCACGCAGCUCUUCUCGUACCCGCCAUGCGCGAAGCAAGAGCUCCACCCGGACCGGCCCAUUGAGUGACACGAACCUCCACAGCAGGACCGUUGCCCUCCCAUUGCACCAUCACCAGUCUGCAUACCAGAAACCUCAAAGCUCGCAUGGGCGACACCAAUUGAGCGAUGCUUCUCAUUCCGCGUCCGCCAAGUCCAACGCGGAAUGGAUACUUCGGGCAGGCAUUGCGCUGGCCUCAUCCACUCGCGAAGAGAAGGGCCAAAGCUGGCUAGCUAAGCGCGAGAGUUCCACCAGUCUAGUGGACUUGCCGUCCGUCGACGAGGCUACGAGCACACACUCCCACCGUCAUCACCAUCGCUCCAAAUCAGGAACCCUGUCUCGCAGAUCUCGCUCUGGCGCGUCCACACCCGCAGCGCGCUCCCGUGCGACCAGCCGACGUGGAAGUCGGGCCGGGUUGACCAUGACCACCAUGCCACCGCUCAUGUCGGCGACAGACGUAACCGGGACUAUGAGCCCUCUGCCGCGAGGAAGAGGCUCAGGCCUGGUUCCUGACUUUGUAGACGAGCAGAUCCGAGCCGAAAUGGCCUCGUUGCAGGGAGAGCGAGGCCUCCAAGAUGACGAACCCGGGCGCUUCCAGGGCGAUGACGACUUCGAUUCUGAAUGUGAUUCGCUUUCUGAGAAUUCAGAAGAUGAAUUUGACGAGGCUGAUCUCCAGCAGCUCACGCGGGAACGUGGGUUUGGGCUGGGCAGCUGGAUUGAUCGACUGGUCGAAUGGACACUGUUCGGAGUGGACGAGUGGCCUGCCCCUGGAGCGACUGCCAAGGCAGAUGCCAAUCGCAUCGACUCGGCAGCUACGUCUACAAACGUCACAUUUGCGGAAUCUGCUGAUGUUGUUGGGGAAGCAGGUGCUCAUUCCGGCAAAUCAGUAAGGUCGGGCUCUACGGAUGAAGAUUUGGAAGAGUCUCUCAGUCACUCAGAUGAGGAGACUGUCAGCGGUGUUGAAAAGCCUGGUGCUCAAGGGGGCUGGGAAGAUGCGAGCUGGCUUCUCAGGGUCAUGAAACGUGCUCUAGUAUAA
Messenger RNA from Penicillium diatomitis, 1329 nucleotides. RefSeq names its product DUF3984 domain-containing protein. The record is from RefSeq and is a predicted model, not a curated record. The transcript is spliced from 2 exons. NCBI's taxonomy places the organism in Eukaryota, Fungi, Ascomycota, Eurotiomycetes, Eurotiales, Aspergillaceae. Bases 1 to 1329 code for a protein of 442 amino acids.